CAUGCGCUGAGCUGGCAGAGCCACAGUCAGUCAGGGCUGAUCCCUCCGCCCGCUGCGCCCGAGGAGAGGAGAGGAGACACGGACAGGCUCGAGUCCGGGGUGCUGGAGACCCACCUCACCACACACUGUCUCCAAGGACAACAUUAAGGCACCAGGACUGGAAAAGACCUGAGGAAAUCGCGAACCCGACACGGAGACACCAUCCGGACACGAAGCUGAAAAGGGGGACGUCUCCUCUCCAUCGCCUUUUGCGCACGACCACCCAUUAAAAACCCCUGUGGAUCAGCGCCGCACGCGAGCGAUGCACCUUGAUGCCAAGACAACGAUCACUCCGAUCGGUUUCUGUUUGUUUUUUUAGCGUGUCGUUCUUAAGCAGUCAUUCCAGAGUCGAUAAUAACAGUACGGACACUGUGUUGACACACACACACACACACAUGCAUGCAUUUAACGGGUUUCUUCUUCAUGAGAAUGUCCUCAUGGCCUGAAACUGACAUAAACUACUAAAUCCGUCGCAUUCACUCUGGAUUGACGCCUUUUUUUUUUAAUCUUCGCAAGUCUUGUGCUUUCUGCUUUUCCGAUCACUGUCACGCGUGUCCAGACAACAGUCUGAUGCUCUCAGACAGCAGUAGAUUAUUCAGUCACUGGUGACAGUGCCCUUUUGCGUAAUCGGCCGGGCCUUGCUUUAAAACUGACUCCUUAUUUUGCAACCCAAGGGAACUUGAGCAAACAUCCCCCCUGGAAAGUUCAAGGUGGAGACCAGUGCUGGGCCAUAACACAUCCAGGAGGUUUUACAGAAGGUUGCAGGCUCUGGAUCGCAUGCCGUCAUGCUGUCCUUAGACGAGCCACUUGACCUGAAGGUGCCGAGGGGGCGGGGCAGUGGGCGGAGCAGAGGCGCCAGGUCUCCGCCCACUCUCACUCCCUCUCUCAUUCACGCCAAGGGGGCGGGGCAGCUGCGGAUGGCAGACGACGGGACCGCCGUCAUCGUUCCAGCAUCCCCUGCCUCUCCACACACAGGUGCCCUGCAGGCUAAAUCGGAGACCCCCACACCGCCUGCUGUGGACCUCAGCAUGUCCCCGUCCUCCCGAAACACCGCCUGCUCUCCAGAUCUCUCCAAUGGAAAUGGCUCAGCUCCUGUUUUCCCCGGGGACUCGGCUCAUAUCCGUUACGUGGAGGGAGGGGCAACAUCUCAAGCCUUCCAGUUCUUCCUCCCCAUUGGAGGAGGUGGAGGGCUUCACCUGCCUUCCUCGAUGUUCAUUCGGCAGCCCAAGGACACACGAGCUUCUCCAGACCUCUCCGCAGAUGAACAGCUGGCCUGUCGCUGGAGGAAGUGCCACCUACUUUUUGACUCCUUGCAAGACCUGGUGGAUCACGUCAAUGACUUCCAUGUCAAGCCUGAGAAGGAAUCUGGGUACUGUUGCCACUGGGAGGGAUGUGCACGCAAAGGACGGGGAUUCAAUGCCAGGUACAAGAUGUUGAUACACAUCCGUACCCACACCAAUGAGAAACCUCACCGCUGUCCUACCUGCAACAAGAGCUUUUCCCGCCUGGAGAACCUCAAGAUACACAACCGCUCGCAUACAGGAGAGAAGCCCUACAUCUGUCCCUACGAGGGCUGCAACAAGCGCUACUCCAAUUCCAGUGACCGGUUCAAACACACGCGCACGCACUAUGUGGACAAGCCCUACUACUGCAAGAUGGUGGGCUGCUUGAAACGCUACACGGACCCCAGCUCCCUGAGGAAGCAUAUUAAGGCUCACGGGCACUUUGUCGCCCAGGAGCAGGGAGGAACAGGUGGGGUGGGAUCUCUGAUGAAGCAGGGGCAGAUUGCAGGGGCAGGGAAAGAAUCUGAGCUGACUUAUGUCAGUGGGACCCACUUUAUCAUUCCUGGUGCUGCCGCUGCUCUCUUGGGUGGUCAUGGUCUGCAGGGUCUUGGAGGAUCCCUCCCCUUGUCUCCUCUCAAUCCCCACCCCUUGGACUUGAGCACACUGGGAUGCCCAAGCUCCCCUCCAGCUGGGCUUAGGAAGACCUCCAUCCUGUCCUUCAGUGGUUCCCCACUUGGCCUGGCCAAGUCACCCUUGCUCUCUCAUACCUUCUCAUCUUCCACAUUGGGGUUGCCCAUGGUGCCAAUUUUGGGCUCGGAGCGCAGGGACCAUGGCAAGGCCAGAGGUGAGGAGGGUGAGGACGAGAUCCACGGUGGAGUGCUCAACUUGUCUACAGGGGCAUCCAACGACCCCCUGUCUUGGGUUGUCAUCCCUUCUGGCUCAGUGGUGCUGAAGCCAGCUGUGGUCAACUGAGUGCCACAUUCCAGAGGAACAGCAGGGGAAGGGUGGGGGUGGAACAGGGGUCAAAGUUCAGAGGCAAGCCGAUGGGGGUUUUUCUUAAAGCAAAUGCAGUUCUGCUUGGAGGUGACACCAUCUUCAACUUUUAGCACUACUUGAUUUCUAAUUUGUACCUUAUGAUCGGACACAUUUACCUGUUUCUUGUGAUUAUAGGGAUGGUACCUUGAAGCAAAAUUAUUGUAAGAAUCUAGAAAGUGGCCAAACACUCACCUCCAUUCCAUUUUUUUUUUCUUAUUACCAGGGUUUUCCAAUCUUGCUCCUGGAGAGUUAAGCUCCAACCUGCUCCAACAAAUCUGCUUGAAAGUUCUGAGUAAUCCUGGAAGAGCUUGAUUAAUUGUGUGCUAAAGUAGUGGUGGGCAAAUAUGGCCAUCAAAGUCCACUGUCCUGCAGUUUAGUUACAACCCUCGCUAAACACAAACUAAUCAAAGUCUAUAAGAUUUCUAGAUAAAUUACAGCCAGGUGAGUUAGUUGGAUGUAAACUCAGUGGACCUUGAGGGCCAGGGUUGCCCUACCCUGGUCUAAACUCUGCAGAAAGGUGGCCCUCCAGAAGCAGAAUUGGAACCUAAGUCUAACUGACUUUGUUUUAGCACUGAGGUAAAUGGCAUACUUCCGAAUCUGUGCCCUUGCUUCAAGAUAUAAUUGUAUUUAUGCGUAAGAGAAACUUUUGGACGACAGUGUACGCAACACACUAAAGACACAAAUGUAUGCUAUUAUUCUUCAGGAACUGACCUUCAAGCUGUCUUGUGCGUCAUGAAAAGACUUCUGAGCGUAGCAAGCUAGAAAUCUGUGAGGCUAAAUCGCAUGGGCUUGAUCAGGUUUGCAAAAGGGUGCUAAGGUCGUAGGUCAGACACAGAGCAGCUCUUUUACUUGCCGUCAAUCUGUUGUACCCUUUAGACCAGUAGUGUCCAGGUCUGGCCCUCAAAUGCCACUUUUCUGCAGAGUUCAGCUCCUUCACACAAGUUUCUAGUGAUCCUAAAGACCUUGAGUAGCUGGUACAGGUGUGUUUAUUUAGGGCUAGAGCUAAACUUUCCCUGACGGUGGCCCUUUAAGAGCAAGAAUGGACACCACUGCUUCAGACUGUCCCGAGUCCCACCUCGGUCAGCGGGUACCCUCGGCAUCCCUUGCAAGUGAACUUCCUUAGCUCAAUACUAUUGCAAGCUAUAUGUAAAACAGUGCAUUUGCUGCUAGCGGUGUCACUGCAAUGUAAGCAUACAUCUUUGAAUAAAAAAUAGACAAAGUAUGAACGACAAUCUGUCCUCUAAGGAGGAGGAAAUAGAAACCUUGACUAGCUCUAUUUUGUUGAAUAAGAGACUUACAGACACAAAGCUCAGACUGACUGAGUUUUAAGACAUACAAUGGGACAAACUCACCUAGCGGUCAUGCUAAUGCCUCAUCGGACAUGGCACUGUUGUAAAUAGUGCCAUCUUAUGGUCAUCACUUGUAUUGCACACUACUAGCUGAACCAAGGGCCAGAUGUAAUAGUAUCAUCCUGCUUUGCCGUAUACUAGCAUGGCAGGAUAAAACAAAGGACCUUUGGCUGAUGCAUAAUAGUGGAAUGUUUAAAAUAACUGUAAUCCACAAUCCAGUGGACAUGUUGACACUUGCAAUACACCAGUUUAAGUGUACUUCAAUGAUUAAUGGCCUAGGUCACUUAAAAUAACUUUGCUUUCACAGUUUGCCCCAUGUUAAAAUCACUGUGCUUAAAAUCUAAAAGUAAACCCUGAGAUUAAACUACGGACUUAAUAAUAAAGAGUAGAAGCCCUAUUCAGGUGGCCAGAAGUUAGCAUUUUGAUGUGACCCUUUCACAUGACCCACAUCAACAUUCUCCAAUACAUCAAACUCUAGAGCAAGGUGUCAAGUUUCAGCAUUACCCCCGACACCACCUUACACCAAUGGAGUUGUAGGUGAUGCUUCAAGUACUAAAGAUUUCACAUUUGACCCCAUUUUGCAAUGAUUUUUUUUCCCAGUUGCAUGAUGCGUAAUUAUGUGGUACAUCAUACAAACUGAGAAUAAAAACUCAAAAGACAGAUUCUGUGCUAGAUUUAAGGCACAUCAAGUUGUACAACACAACCUUUGAGACAGAUAUUCCUAUUGUGCAUUUUAUGAUGAUUUCUCAAACAUCAAAGAUGUGUCUAAUUAUUGUGUUUAAAGGUACAUUUAAAUCCUGAAGUGGGUCAUGUGAGUCUUUUUCACCCCUCCAUUGAUGAUCAACCUGUCACAAUAAAGACCUCAUUCAGAUUAAAAUUAUGAUUAAAUCUUCUCCCCUGAACUCAGGCACGUAACAGCUUCUGUCUUCUCUGGAGAAAUACUACUGUAACAGAGAUGACAUAUUUAGAGCAUCUUUCAAUAAUGUCCGUUACUGAUAGAUUUGGAGAAAAACAUUAUAGGACAAACGAAUGUAAUGUAAAAACAUUCCGACUGAAAUAAUCGCACUUCCUUAAAGCAUGUACCCUGCCCUCCCCUCCAAACCAUUUUUACACUCAGAGUCUAAUUCCAUCAUUAUUUUUGUUGUAUUGCUUGUGGAAACUAUACGAUUAAUGCUGUUUUGUUUUGCAGACUUUUUUUGUUAUGUUUGUUUUGGACGUGACAUUUCCUGAUGUUGAAGUUGCUACAUUUCUGUUAUCGCUAUUCUGUGUUCAGCUUUCUCCAGCUGAUGAAAGAGGGAGAAACUGACAGAUAAGUUUGUGGGUAAGAAGCCCUUAUAUUUAGGCCUAGCCCAUAAUCGUGAUGUUUUGUAUGUACAUGUAAUGUUUAAUGUCCCGUAUAAUAGACAUUCAACCAAUCAACAUGUCCGUAAAUUGCCAUUCUCCACAUCUUUAACGUGCGGCGAGCCUCAAAAGUAGGCCACUGACCCUUACACGGCCCCAGAUUAUUUUUAUUUAUUCGGUUGAAGCCAAGAAAAGGUGAACCCUGUGCUUCUAUAAAGCCUUUUAGAAGAGAUAACAUGCAAAUACAUGCAGCAAUCAAACAAAAUCCUCUCAAGUUUGGAGCUUUGACUACAUAAGCAUGUAUUUAGGAGGCUUAUGAUGUCUAUUAACCCUUGCAUCCUUCAAACAAGUUGGAAAUAUCUUUGCCCAUCUUAUCCUACUCCCUUUUCUCAUGUUGUUGGCUGGAGAAAGCUGAUACUGACACAGACCUGUCAAGGUCUACAUCAAUGUUUUAUAUCAGAUAAGCUGUUUGAACAUUUAACCCUUUGAGCACUCUGAAAACGGCCACACUGUUUUACACAGGAGACUCCAAAGGCCUUAACAAAGCCAUGGUGCAUCCCCAAUGAAUCUGAAUUUACUGCAACUGUAUGUGAGAGACUUAAGCAAUAAACUGAAUGGCAAGGAAGAUCUCAUAGCAAGAUAUUUAAAUUUAGAUGUUCACUUCAAUGAUGCAAGAAACUAUAUACGGUACAUAAAUUAAGCCCCAUUUUAGAAUAUAAAUAAAAAUCUCACACUAAAAGUAAAGAUGGUUGUAAAAUGAAAUAAUAACAGGACAAAUUCUUCAAGUGCCACAGAGAUGCACAAAGGGUUAACAAAAAGACUAUGGCCUGGAAAGGCCAGUAUCCUUUUUUUUUUUUUUUUUGCACAUUUUUGAGAUAUUUUAAUAUCAGUAUUUUUUUUUCCAAGUGCCUUUUAUUAUAGUUGAAAUGUAGAUGUAAUACAGUAUAUGAAAAUAAAGAUAUAUAUAAAUAAAUAUAUAUAUAUUUUUUCCCAGCAUCAUGUUCUAAAGCUGAACAUGCAGAAUUGUAGAGCUGUAAAAGUCUCCAGUUGGUACAACAUAGGUGUGUGCUCCUGUUUUAGAGGAUUUUUAUUACGAUAUUGAUAAGGAUGUCAAUGGAAAUAAAAGAAACAAAUCUUUAAUAAAUUUGCAUUUGAUAAA
Carassius gibelio (silver crucian carp) is the source of this 6206-nucleotide messenger RNA. RefSeq names its product GLIS family zinc finger 2b (gene glis2b). The record is from RefSeq and is a predicted model, not a curated record. The transcript has 7 exons. Gene Ontology annotation, molecular function: DNA-binding transcription factor activity, RNA polymerase II-specific; RNA polymerase II cis-regulatory region sequence-specific DNA binding. Gene Ontology annotation, biological process: smoothened signaling pathway; regulation of transcription by RNA polymerase II. NCBI's taxonomy places the organism in Eukaryota, Metazoa, Chordata, Actinopteri, Cypriniformes, Cyprinidae. The coding region runs from base 825 to 2294 and encodes 489 amino acids. Gene Ontology annotation, cellular component: nucleus.